CGGGGCGCGAAAAUGUCAAAACAACCAGUAUUAGUAUAAACACGAUGGCCAUCGCGUUAUUUUGUACGACAUUUUUUUACAUUGUCUCGCAACUUUUCGCCUGCGAAGAAAAUACUUUUUCGAAUACAAACGUUACUUUAGUGGGUGCCAAAGAUGUAAAAUCGAUUAGUGGUUGUUUUUCGCCUAUCGAAGAGCUAAUUAAAGUGUCCUACAUACAAAUUUUAAACGAAAACGUUCCUGUAUUAAAACGAGAUGCCAUCCAUGGACUACCAAAACUAGUGGACGUGAUUAUUGACAACAGCAACAUUACCGAGCUGGAAAGUGGUUGUUUUCUGAACCUACCCAAACUUUAUUUGAUCAAACUACGACACAACAACUUGAAAACCAUAAGAGAAGGAGUUUUCAAUAAACUACCAAUAAAAGAAUUGUGCCUAUCAAACAACAGCAUCGAAACUAUACAUCCAAAAGCCUUUAACGACAUUCCAAAUUUGAACAUUCUACAACUAGAUCAAAAUCGUAUCGGAUAUUGGUCAGGAGAAUGGUUUUUGGGUAGUCCAAAAAUCACCGUACUCAAUUUCGAACACAAUUGGAUUUCCAGCAUACCCACUGGAGCUCUACAAAACGUUAACGGACUCCACUACGAUUCCGAAGUUAAUUUGAACGUGUCCACUCACAUACAUUUGAACAACAACAAAAUUCGUUAUUUGAGCGACGGAGCGUUUAGCGGCAUCGAAGCUUUCGGUUGGUUGUUUUUGCACAAAAACGAACUGGAGGAAAUUAGCGAGGCCAGCUUGGGGUCACUGAAAAUGAUCGACUGGGUACGUUUGGAGCACAAUCAGCUCAGAUGCAUUCCGCGGAAACUUGUCGAUAUUUCACCGAAAGUUUUAUGGUACAUCUCCAAUAAUCCUUUAACGUCCGAGUGCAAAAAUUGGUACGAGAGUGUCAGAAAUGGAAUAAUUGAUUGAAAUUUUAGUUGUUUAAUUUAUUUAUUUUUUUAAAGAAUGUCCAUGAUACCAUGUUUGUUCUUUCUUAUUGCGGGAUGCAAAAUCAUCUUCAUUUUAUUUUUAUUUUGCAAAUGUAAUAGGUUUUAUCAGUAGUAUAUCAAUAAAAGUAUUAAAAAUAAAGACAUAAUUUACUUGAUGCAAUAUUAAAGUUUUUUUAGUAAAAUGU
Molecule: messenger RNA, 1170 nt
Organism: Ceutorhynchus assimilis (cabbage seed weevil)
Lineage: Eukaryota; Metazoa; Arthropoda; Insecta; Coleoptera; Curculionidae
Source: the annotation of a GenBank genome assembly